AUUUAAUUUGUGAUUGAAUGACAUUUUUCUUUUUUUGCAAUUUGUUGCCAAAUAAAUUGUGUAUUGAUUGAAUAAUGAAAAUUGAAUUAUUUUAUGGAUUUUUUCUACUUCUAAGUUCUAUAUUUUUAAUCGAAGGUAUAAAAAUUUCAUCAAAUAAAGGCGAGCCUGUGAUAAUUGAAGUUGGAAAAAAUGCAAAAGUUUCGUUGACUUCGUUGAGCUGUUUGAGUAACGGACCAGUUGAAUUGGUGCAUCACAAUGGCACUGUUUUGAAACCUAUUUAUCCAUCGACUAGAGUUCAAAAUGGGCAAGAAAAUUGGACAAUUCCUUUAAACAGCAACUCGUACACAUAUUUGGAUACUGGAAAUUUCAAAUGCCGAUCAAAAAACAACCACAAUGAUGCUGACGAAAUCUAUGUCUACUUUUUCGAUGAAAACCAUUUCCUAGCCAUGAACAAGUCGUUGGUAUUGAAUGUUACGAAUUCCAAAGUCAAUAAUAUUACAUUACCCUGCAGACCUACCUCUCCCAACGUUAAAGUUGAAUUGAAAAAAGAAGGAAAUAAUAAAGAACCUACCUACACAUAUGACCCAAAAGUUGGAUACAAUGUAACCAAACCAAACGAUCAAUCCACUAAUUUUACUUGUACAGCUAGGUACCGUAAUUCAGAUCAAACCUAUAAAAUUCAAGUGCUGGUUCAUGUUCCAGGAAAAAAUCAGACGACCACAGACAAGCCACAUAAUGACAAUACAACAAAACAUCAGACGACCACAAUCAAGCCACAUCACGAUACAAAAAAAAAUCAGACGAACCCGGACAACCCACCUAGGAAACCAAAUCCCGGAUUUUUAGCUUUAGUAAAAGAAAAAUGGUACGUUUUCGCCGGAGGUGUAGCUGUUCUCCUCGUAAUAAUAUUAUCUUUAUUGAUAUUCGUAUGCUCGAGGAAGAAAUCUGAAACACCAACAUCGGAACAUGAAUCAAAACCAGCAGCUGCAUCUGAAUGGGAAUUAAUGGAACCAAUAGCUUACUUAUCUACUCUUCGUUCGGAGCAAAAACCAUUCGAAUUUCCGCCGGAAAAACUAGAAUGCAGUAAUACACUUCUAGGGUCUGGUAAUUUUGGAGUUAUUAGAAAAGCCUUAGCUAAUGGUAUAACCGAAGAAGGUAUAAGUACGGUGGUUGCUGUGCGAAUAUACAAAUGUGACAGUCCUUUAUUCAUGAAAGCCAUCAACGAAGAAUUAAAAACGAUGAUUUAUUUAGGCCAUCAUGUAAAUAUAGUCAAUUUACUGGGAGCAUGUACUGGAAAUUCGCCAAAAGGAGAAUUAUCUAUGAUCGUGGAAUACUGCAAAUAUGGAAAUUUACGAGAUUUCAUACUAAAACGAAGAACCAACUAUUUGAAGCAAUUUAAGAACAAAAACCAACUCGAAUUAGCAUCGAGACGAAGCGUGAUGUCUGAAAACCAAAGAAUCAGCGUAUUAUCCCAUGGGCCAACGAUAGAAUCUCAAGAAUAUCUCCUCAGUGAUUCCAAAAUGUAUGACCCUAAAUGGGAUCUGAUUGAUUAUGGGGACUACAGCGAUAGUCAAAAUGUACCAAUUAAAAUUAUUGAUUUCAUCACUUGGAGUUUUCAAAUUGCUAGCGGUAUGGAGUAUUUGGCCAGUCGUCAGAUCGUACACGGUGACUUGGCAGCUAGGAAUAUUUUAUUAGCGGAGGGUAAUAUGGUAAAAAUUUCCGCUGUUGGUGUGAGCAAGAGCAUGUACGAAGUCGAAGAAUACAAGAAUAGAAGAAUUGCACUGCCUGUAAAGUGGAUGGCCAUCGAAUCCAUUCAAGAUAAAGAAUUCACAAUCGAAUCCGAUAUUUGGUCUUUUGCUAUGACAAUGUGGGAAAUAUUUUCAUUAGCCCUCGCACCAUAUGCUGGUAUCGAGCAUGCAGCCAACCUACUGGAUAAACUAUUAUCUGGACACAGACCGGAACAACCCAAGUUCGCCCCAGAUGAAAUAUACGCCAUCAUGAAAAUCUGCUGGAAUCGUAAUCCGAAACUGAGACUAUCGUUUACGAAGCUACGUGAGGCACUCGGACGUGUGCUCGAAGAAUUCAUACAAUCGCAUCACACUAAUCUGAAUAAAAUAUGCGAGAAAACAAAGGCUGAAUUAGAAGAAACCGACAACUAUUUAAGAAUACUGAAUUCGUACAAACAUCCGACACCUGCUGAAAAUCCUUCCACACUAUUUGAUAAUCCGGGAUACGCUGUGUUGAGACCUUCAAAUGAGCAAGGUGGUAAUAAUACCAGACCUGUAAGCACAAUGCAUUUUACACAUGGAAAUCCUACUCUUGCACAAAGACAUGAUGUCAGAUGGAGCUAUACAAAUGGACCUGUUUCUUACAAAAGAUAAAACUGUGCAGUCAAAAAUGGAUAAUAUACUAAUUAUAGUGCAUAUAUUUUUUACUAUAGGCAUUAACUCAUACAUCUGUGAUUAUCCUAUUCAUAUUUUUCGCCACAAUUUAGAUUUGUACAGGGUGUUCCAGAAUAACCUUUCACAUUUGUUUUUUUCAUUACUCUGAGAGAAAAACGUUUACAAAAAUUCUUUUACAACCAAAAUGAAGUAGAAAUAUGCCGUUUUUAGACCAUGUAUUUGAGUUAUCAUUAAAAAUUAAGUUUUAAAAAUUUUUCCAUCGAGAUAUUUUCCAUCAUUUUUGACACAUUCGAUCAAACAUUUUUUCGAAUUAUUGAACACUUCUCUUCCAAUCAGUCUCGACUCACGAAUAAUAUUACCUAGAAGAUGUUUUAGAGUCCUAGAUUCAUCCUGAUACACUUUUGACUUGAGGUAACUCCAUAAAAAAAAUCAGGGGGAAAAGUCAGGGAAUCGAGGUGGCCAUUAAAUUUCUGUGUUCAACGAAAUUAUUCAAUGACCAAAGUGCUCACACGCUAAACAUAAAUUGUGUUGGUCUCUGAAUGACAGGUUGCUCCAACAUACACCUAGUAAGUAACUCUAGAUACAUCGUCACGUCUGCCUUUCAGUUCAGGAACAAGAAACUCGUUUAACAUUUUGCCUUACCCCUCACCGUUACUGUUUCAUUAAACACACAUGGUCCCACUACACCAAAUUUAGCCACGCCCAACCAAACAGUCAACUUAGCGAAGUGUAGAGGUUUCUCGAGUAUUAUCAACUGAUUCUCUGUACACUGGAAGCGCACAUUCUGUAUAUUCACUUCACUGUUUGGAUAAAAAUGAGCUUUGUUACUGAUGAGUAAAGAGUAAAGAGUUCCAGGACCCUUUAUUUUUAAAAAAGGCCUUCACAGUAAAAGCACACUGUACAGCCAUAUACUUCUCCAGGGCAAAAAAUAACUAUUGAAACAUAAUUCGGCAUGCUUUGGCUACCUAUAACCGCCUUUACCAUUCCCCUAGCUCCACUUGAACACAGAUCAGUGGUUACCAAAAUGUGAAAGGUUAUUCUGGAACACCCUGUAGAUACCUACAUAUCAUAUUAAUUACCAUUACCUAUCUAUGUACGUACUACGUACUUGAUCUAUUUACUUAGGCGAAUAUAUCGAAUCUAGUCUUAUUGGGGGUGGUAUCCGACUUGUUCAUCCACCCACCCUUAAAAAAAUAUAAAAUAAAGUGAUAUUGAAAAAAAUGACGCAG
This is a messenger RNA of Planococcus citri (citrus mealybug), 3631 nucleotides long. Its product is annotated as vascular endothelial growth factor receptor 3-like. Gene Ontology annotation, cellular component: signaling receptor complex; plasma membrane. Gene Ontology annotation, biological process: multicellular organism development; positive regulation of kinase activity; cell surface receptor protein tyrosine kinase signaling pathway. The record is from RefSeq and is a predicted model, not a curated record. Gene Ontology annotation, molecular function: ATP binding; transmembrane receptor protein tyrosine kinase activity. Bases 75 to 2381 code for a protein of 768 amino acids. Lineage: Eukaryota; Metazoa; Arthropoda; Insecta; Hemiptera; Pseudococcidae. The transcript is spliced from 19 exons.